CUCCCACAAAAUCUCUUCUCUCUCUAGCUCAUUCUCUUUCUCUGUCUAGAUUUUCUUGGAUCAUAGGAUUUCAUUGUUCCCAGGUUGUACUGUUCUCACCUUGACCAGAAAAAAAAAACCACAAGUUUCAAACUUGAUCAAAAUGUGUAACCCUACAACAAACUCAGCUCUGGGCUACAAGACACCAAAAACAGAGAUGCCAUAUGAUGAUGAAUUCCAGUCAUCGAUCAAAAUCCCGGCGGCAGAGAAGCCCGACGUUCUUGCUUUCCCUCUGAUCACGUUGAAAUCUCCGGCGCCGGCGCCGAGCCUCUCCCUUGUAAUCAAAGAAGCAGAGUCCAUAGCCAAAAUUGCUCUGCCCAUGAUUCUCACCGGCCUUCUCCUAUAUUCCCGCUCCAUGAUUUCCAUGCUUUUCCUCGGCCGUCUCGGCGGGCUAGCGUUGGCCGGCGGUUCUCUCGCCGUCGGCUUCGCUAACAUCACCGGAUAUUCCAUCCUCUCCGGUUUAGCCAUGGGAAUGGAGCCGAUUUGCGGGCAGGCUUUCGGGGCCAAGAAAUAUAAUCUUCUUGGCCUAACCUUACAGAGAACCAUUCUUUUACUAAUCUUAAUUUCGGUCCCGAUAGCUAUUCUUUGGGUUAACAUGAAAACCAUUCUUCUAUUCUGCGGCCAAGAUGAAGCUAUUGCAACAGAGGCUCAAUCCUAUCUUUUAUAUUCAAUCCCUGACCUUUUCGCGCAGUCUUUGCUCCAUCCCCUGAGAAUUUACCUAAGAACACAGUCCAUUACUUUGCCCCUCACCUUCUGUGCCGCUUUUUCCAUUAUUCUUCACGUUCCAAUCAACUAUUUUCUUGUGACGAAGAUGGGUUUGGGGACAAAAGGGGUGGCGCUUAGUGGGGUUUGGACAAAUUUCAAUCUUGUUGCUUCUUUGAUUGUUUAUAUACUCAUUUCCGGUGCUUACAAGAAGACAUGGGAGGCAUUGUCGUCAGAGUGUCUUAAAGGGUGGAAAUCUUUGCUGAAUUUGGCGAUUCCGAGCUGCGUUUCUGUGUGUUUGGAGUGGUGGUGGUACGAGAUUAUGAUCUUGCUUUGUGGGCUUUUGAUUAAUCCCAGAGCCACCGUGGCUUCAAUGGGGAUUUUGAUUCAAACCACUUCUUUGAUCUACAUUUUCCCCUCUUCUCUCAGCUUCAGCGUUUCCACGCGAGUGGGGAACGAGCUGGGCGCGGGGGAGCCGAGAAACGCUAAACGCGCCGCCAUUGUCGGCCUCGCCGGAAGUUUUAUUCUGGGGUUCUCUGCUCUGUUCUUCGCUAUCUCCGUCAGGAAUAUUUGGGCUAAAAUGUUCACCCUCGACAAGGAAAUUAUCGCAUUGACCUCUCUGGUUCUCCCCAUUAUUGGCCUCUGCGAGAUCGGAAACUGCCCGCAAACCACCGGCUGCGGCGUGCUCCGGGGGACGGCGAGGCCGAAAACCGGCGCCAACAUCAACCUCGGCUGCUUUUACCUCGUCGGAAUGCCGGUCGCCGUCGCGCUCAGCUUCUUCGCCGGCUUCGACUUCGAGGGGCUCUGGCUCGGACUUUUGGCGGCGCAGGCGUCCUGUAUGAUCACCAUGCUCAUCGUUCUCCUCCGAACGGAUUGGGAACUUGAAGCCCAGAGAGCCGAAGAGCUCACCGGAGCUGAUGACCAUUCCGAAACUCUCAUCAAACCCAAAAAUAAUCAAGAUUCUUUGUGUUGACACAAAAAAAAAAAAACUAUAUAUUUAUAUCUAUUUUUAAAAUUUUUCAUAGGGACUAGUCCAUCCAUCAUAGACAUAAUGGUCUAUGUUAAAUAUUAGCUAAGAAAUUAAAAUAAUUUUUUUCUUUAUAGGUGAAAUUAUAAAUUUACCGCGUGUACACUCUCAAAUAGUGACUGCGUGGGUCAGUCAAAAAGGUGUAUAGGUGGAGGGGUAACUUGACUUGGAUUUGUAGUGCAUGUAAGAAAUGCAUGUUGGGAAAUUCAAAUUUGCCACUACUGUAACAUGGAAGGAGAAAGGAAGUAACAUUAUUGCAUAAAUCUAUUUGUCUGUUUUGUGUUAUACUCUUCAAUGGGAUCUACCAUGUACAAAAAGAGGGAAUUCAAUGUAUACAUGGCUGCUUUGUUGAA
This is a messenger RNA of Ipomoea triloba (trilobed morning glory), 2121 nucleotides long. Its product is annotated as protein DETOXIFICATION 49-like. The record is from RefSeq and is a predicted model, not a curated record. Lineage: Eukaryota; Viridiplantae; Streptophyta; Magnoliopsida; Solanales; Convolvulaceae. Gene Ontology annotation, molecular function: xenobiotic transmembrane transporter activity; antiporter activity. Gene Ontology annotation, biological process: xenobiotic detoxification by transmembrane export across the plasma membrane. Bases 143 to 1714 code for a protein of 523 amino acids. Gene Ontology annotation, cellular component: membrane. The transcript has a single exon.